UAUGGCGGAGGGAAAGCACGUACCAGAAGAUAUUGUCGUCGACAUCCUUUCCAGAUUGCCCGUCAAAUCCCUGAUCCGAUUCCGACGUGUUUCAAAACGGUGGCGCUCAAUAGUCUCCGAUCCACAGUUUGCCAAGUUGCAGUUUCAGAACACAACUCAGGGUCGUCGAAGGCUCGUCUACCUCCUCGACGACUCUAACAUCGAAACCCUAGAUUUGGAGCCGCCGUCGCGGUGGUGGGCUUCGAUCAGAAAGCUCACCUGUCCAUUCGAGCAUGAAGAUCAGAAGCGUCAUCGUGUUAUGGUCGUCGGCUCUUGCAAUGGUUUGGUUUGUUUAUCAACUCGUAUUUGCUCGUUGGCUUCUAUGACUUCUAUCUACAUUUGGAACCCUUCGACUGGAUUCUCGCUUAAGCUACCAGAUCCAGGUUUUCCCGAUUAUAUCAACCGUAUGAGCAUGUACUGUGGUUUCGGCUAUUUGCCGGCCACCGGUGACUACAAGGCUCUGGUGGCCGCAUAUAAUGACGACCAGUGGGGCACCCUGCAGGUAAGGGUUUUCUCAACAAGGGCUGGCAUUUGGAAACAGAUUGAAUCACCCUUCAGGCCCUCCUCCUACCCCGUCCGUAAAUAUAUAACUGAUGAUGCGGCCACUGUUUUAGGUGUGACAUUUCAUUGGAUAAUAGAUUAUUUUUCGCAAAGAUCAGUGAUCCAUGCUUUUGAUUUGGUGAAGGAAGAGUUCCGGGAAAUGAACGGUUUCCAUCUUCUUCAAACUUUGGAUUGCUUUGGAGGAUGCCUGUAUGGGUUUUGUAAAGGUCUCUACGAUUCUUCUCUUUGUAUUGAGUUAUGGGUCAUGAGAGAAUAUUGGGUGAGUGACUCUUGGACUAAACUCUAUAGAAUAGUGUUGUCGGAUCAGGUUGAUCCCGGGAUGCUGGUCUAUCCAUACUUGGCUACCGAAACUAGUACAGUUGUGGCUCAGAUAACUCCAGAGCACAAGAAAAUGGAAAUUGUAAGGAUAGAACAUGAAGAAGACGAUCCACUUGUUACAGAUAGGCUUCGGAGGAGAUAUCAUAUGCCUAGUAUGAUCGUAUACGAAGAGAGUCUACUACGGAUUCCUGAUAACCAUGCUGUGAUGAAAGAAUACAAGGUGAAAAAACCAACAGAUGCUCCCGCAAAUAAGCAGAAAUCAAAAGAAAUAAUCUGCCUUGCUCUAUUCAACUACUUCUUGUUAAAUAUCCUCAUAUCCUCAUUCUCACUCUAG
Messenger RNA from Argentina anserina (silverweed cinquefoil), 1252 nucleotides. Its product is annotated as F-box/kelch-repeat protein At3g23880-like. The record is from RefSeq and is a predicted model, not a curated record. Gene Ontology annotation, molecular function: protein binding. The transcript has a single exon. The coding region runs from base 2 to 1252 and encodes 416 amino acids. Lineage: Eukaryota; Viridiplantae; Streptophyta; Magnoliopsida; Rosales; Rosaceae.